Messenger RNA from Sabethes cyaneus, 450 nucleotides. It is a transcript of the gene Ctr1B, whose product is annotated as high affinity copper uptake protein 1. The transcript has 3 exons. Gene Ontology annotation, molecular function: copper ion transmembrane transporter activity. Gene Ontology annotation, biological process: copper ion transmembrane transport. Bases 1 to 450 code for a protein of 149 amino acids. Gene Ontology annotation, cellular component: membrane. The record is from RefSeq and is a predicted model, not a curated record. Lineage: Eukaryota; Metazoa; Arthropoda; Insecta; Diptera; Culicidae.
AUGGACCACAACCAUGGUGGACCGGACGACAUGGAAAUGCUCUGCCCGAUGCAGAUGUCGUUCCACGGAGGGAGCUGCGAGAUCAUUCUGUUUCCUUCGUGGGCCACCACCGAAGUGGGCCAAUUCGUGGGUGCCUGGUUCGGAUUCUUCCUACUGGCGCUGCUGUACGAGGGACUCAAGUUUUACCGCGAAGUGCUCCGUAAGAAGGAACUCAACGCUACAACGCCCGGUGUGACGAAGACGUUGAGACAACAUUACACGAGUAAAUUCCACAUUAUGCAAUCGGCGCUGCAUCUGAUCCAGGUUUCGGUCUCCUACAUCCUGAUGCUGAUCGUUAUGACGUUCAACCUGUGGCUGUGUUUGGCCGUCGUUUCCGGAGCUGCCAUUGGGUAUUACUUCUUCGGUUGGAUUCGCCAGAGCACUCACGAUCCGAACGAGUGCUGCAAUUGA